Messenger RNA from Medioppia subpectinata, 945 nucleotides. Lineage: Eukaryota; Metazoa; Arthropoda; Arachnida; Sarcoptiformes; Oppiidae. The record is from the annotation of a GenBank genome assembly.
AUGGAAGUGCCUCCAGAACACUGUCCGGGCGUCGAGUCGGCCGAUGCGGGCAAAGCGGACGCCUGUGCCGGCUGUCCAAACCGUGGGAUCUGCUCUUCGGGUGACCUCCAGACCGGACCCGACCCUAAAGUGGCGGAAAUCGCGGCCAAACUUAUGAACGUUAAGCACAUUGUGUUAGUCAUGUCCGGGAAGGGAGGGGUCGGCAAGAGUACGGUCUCCUCACUGUUGGCCCGAUAUCUGGCCACCGAUAAGACCGUUAACGUCGGUCUACUCGAUGUCGACAUUUGCGGGCCGUCUAUACCGAAGACAAUGGGCGUUGAGGGCGAAGAAGUGCACCAAUCGAUGUCCGGCUGGUCGCCGAUCUACGUGUCCGACAACCUGUCGGUCAUGUCCUGCGGUUUCCUCUUGAGUUCGGCGGACGACGCGGUCAUAUGGCGCGGACCCAAGAAGAAUACCAUAAUCAAGCAGUUCUUGGCUGAUGUCGAUUGGGAUCGACUCGACUAUCUGGUUGUGGACACACCUCCGGGCACUUCCGACGAACACUUGUCGCUCGUGUCGUAUCUGAAGCAGUGCUCGAAUCUGCGAGGAGUCAUAAUCGUGACCACUCCUCAAGAGAUUGCUCUAAUGGACGUCCGAAAGCAGAUAGACUUUUGCCGAAGAGUGGGACUCAAUGUGUUGGGUGUCGUCGAGAAUAUGACCGCUUUCUUGUGUCCCAAUUGUCAUAAAGAGUCCACUAUUUUCAAGCCCUCUGUCGACGGUAUGAAUCAAUUGCUAGAGAAAGGGAUACCAUUACUCGGAAGAAUACCAUUGGAUCCGAUGAUUGGCAAAGCUUGCGAUGAGGCCAUCGAUGUGUUUGAGAACAACAAAGACUCAAAGACUAUCACCGCUUUCGAGGCGAUUGGACAUCAUUUGGUUAAAGUUUUGAAUGAUUUAAAUCACGAAUAA